This is a messenger RNA of Talaromyces amestolkiae, 1611 nucleotides long. RefSeq lists its product as uncharacterized. Gene Ontology annotation, molecular function: DNA-binding transcription factor activity, RNA polymerase II-specific; transcription cis-regulatory region binding. Gene Ontology annotation, cellular component: nucleus. Bases 1 to 1611 code for a protein of 536 amino acids. Gene Ontology annotation, biological process: regulation of DNA-templated transcription. The transcript has 5 exons. The record is from RefSeq and is a predicted model, not a curated record. NCBI's taxonomy places the organism in Eukaryota, Fungi, Ascomycota, Eurotiomycetes, Eurotiales, Trichocomaceae.
AUGCGUACUAAGUCACGACCUCUUCGACGAGGACGCGAUUCGGCCAUUGAUGAUGCCGAGCCCACAUCCCAGCCACCAGCCCAUCGUGGCACAUUCAGCAUCAAUUACCCCGUACCAGACAGAGUUGACUUCAGCAACACAAUCGAGGCUCUACGAGGCUUACAUGAUCACGCCCAUACUUCGAUAAUUUUUGGGGGAGAACUCGGCGAUAGUGCGGAAAUAGCAAAUCAGCCUACCAGUCUCUCAAAAGUUUCGACGUUACCAAGCGGACGUGAUGUGGACACCAACAUCUGGCGUCAACCUUUAUUUGACGUGGCAUCCGCGGAAACUCUCCUCAAAAGCUUCAAAUCUACAUUUGGUUAUCUGCCCUUUAUAGUAUUCCCCGACGAUAUCACGAUCUCGCAUCUAGCUACGACGAAACCCUUUGUUCUUCUGGCCAUUUUAACAGUGGCAUCAGGAUCCAGGAUGGUACAGAAACACGCUCUAUACGAUGACGAGUUUCGGAAGGCCCUUGGUUUGAAGUAUGGCUCUGGUGGUGAAAGGAGUCUCGAACUAUUACAGGGCAUAUUGAUUUACUGUGCAUGGCAUCCCUUCCAAUUGCGGCCGAAAAAUGGACAGUUAGAUCACUGUCUACGGAUCGCCGGCGAUCUCGUUCAUGAUCUUGAUUUAGACGAAGACUUUCUCUCAUCCUCUGAUCCUGUGCCUCGAAAACUGACAGAUAACGAACUUGACAAGAUUCGAGCAUAUCUUGCCUAUAUAUAUAUCAGUCUCACAUAUGGUGUUAUUUGGAGAGGGAAACGAGACCUGCCUAAUAUUCACCCAUUGUGGAUCAGCAUCGCUACCGAAACUCUUCAAUAUAACGCUCAGGUCGAUGGUGAUAGCACGCUAGUGGCUCUCGUCCGGACUUCAAGUCUGUUUGCGGAUGUAUCUGCGAUCAAGGAGGGAGACUCGCAGAUGGCCGCGAACUGCCAACUGAUUCUGAGGAGACUCGAAGAGGAGUUCUUGGAGAUGCAGACAUCCACCAAGCAGCUAAUGACAGGACUAGGGGCGAUUCGAAUGCAGGCCAUGUUUGUCGAUAUAUUCCUUGAUUGCGGUGGUCUACUCGUCUUACCAGUUUCCAAGACAUACUCUAAAACUGGCUUUUGCCCACCCUUACCACAAGUCUAUCGCGGUAUUAAGAAGAUCCGAGCAUUUCUGGAUUUCGUUGUAAAUUUGGAUGAUACGGCCCUUCUUUCAUUUACAGUCAAUGACUGGACCAGAUUUAUCGUCGUUCUUACAUUGUCAUUCCGCCUAUCUUUUCCUCUCACAUUGUGCCCUGAACUUGAUUCAACGUAUGCUCGUUCGGAGAUUCGCUUGGAUGAUUUUUUAGAAAAAAUGUCGCGAGGUACAGAUAUCACAGGUCAAAGCGAUCUCCUGUCGGCUAGCCGCUACAUGCUAGGCCUUGCCAAAUCAAAGUAUGAUCUUCGAUUGGCCUCCUUGAAAGACUUGCAAUUCGCUCAACCUGUCAGUCGCUUUUUCGGAUGUCCUGUCAUGCGCAGAAACUUGGAUAAAUCCACGGAGAACUGGCAAUCUAUCUCCAGAGGACUAUCAGGGUGGAUCAAUACUAGCUAG